Messenger RNA from Effrenium voratum, 2640 nucleotides. The record is from the annotation of a GenBank genome assembly. Lineage: Eukaryota; Dinophyceae; Suessiales; Symbiodiniaceae.
AUGCUGCGGUUCUCGCGGACACUCGGAGCCCGGCUUUGCCGAGGAGCUGGCACAACCGUUUUCAGGCCAGAGCAGGGUUGCGGCCGACAUUUUGCAAGCAAAGUCUCGGACGCAGUGUCCGCCAGAGCACAAGCAGCUAAGCAGGAGUUGGCCAUCCUUGCGCAGGCCUUCCAGCGCUAUGAUGGGGAUGGCAGUGGCGCGCUGGACGCCACGGAGCUGCAGAGGGCGCUGAAGGAUUUGGACCUCCCGGCAGGAGACGUGGAGGUGUCAGAGCUCUUUUCCAGGCUGGACGUGAACCAGGAUGGCUCCGUCGAAUUGACUGAGUGGCUGGACAACAUGCCAGCGGGAACCAAGCUCCGGGUGUUGCAGAAGGCAGACGAGGCCGGAAGAACCAUUCGCUUUGAGAUCCCAGAUGUGAAGAUCAUGUACACGCACACGGAUGAAGCUCCGAUGUUGGCGACAUACUCUUUGCUGCCGGUGCUGCGUGCUUACUGCCGCUUCGCCGGCGUGAAGAUCAUGAAGAAGGACAUCUCGCUGUCUGCACGUAUUCUGGCACACUUCCCGGACAAGCUGCGGCAUGCCCAGCGUGUGGAGGACGAUCUUACAGAGCUGGGAAAUUUGGCCAAGCAUCCCGCGGCAAAUAUCGUCAAGUUGCCGAAUAUCUCCGCCUCGGUGCCGCAGCUCUUGGCGGCCAUCAAGGAGCUGCAGGCGAAGGGCUUCGCGGUGCCCGACUACCCAGCAGACCCACAAACGGAGGAGGAAGUUGACAUCAAGGCCCGCUAUGCCAAGGUGCUUGGCAGUGCCGUGAAUCCGGUGUUGCGCGAGGGCAACUCGGAUCGCCGUGUGGCAGUUCCAGUGAAGGAGUAUGCCAAGAAAAACCCUCACAAGAACCACGAUUGGUCUCCCAAGUCCAAGAGUGUUGUUGCUUCCAUGUCGGAUGGCGACUUCUUCUCCUCGGAGCAGUCCUGCAUUCUGAAGGACAUGUCCAGCGUGCGCAUCGAGUUGGUGGGGAAUUCCGGAAAGACCACCGUGCUGAAAGCCAAGACGCCGGUGCUCUCAGGUGAAAUCAUCGACAGCAGUGUCAUGAGGGUGGCCGAGUUGCGCAAAUUUUACGAGAAAGAAAUGGAUUCGAUGGAGCCAGGCGUCCUCUAUUCGCUGCAUCUCAAGGCCACCAUGAUGAAGGUGUCCGACCCUGUGCUCUUUGGCCAUUGCGUCGAGGUCUACUACAAAGAUGCCUUUGACAAGCACGGGGCGCUGUUUCAAGAGCUCGGCGUGAAUCCCAACAACGGUGUGGGCGACGCGUACGCAAAGAUCGCUGGACAUCCCAAGCAGGCAGAGGUCGAAGCAGACCUGGCGGCUUGCUACGAGAAGCGGCCGCCUUUGGCCUAUGUGGAUUCCCGGCGAGGCAUCACGAAUCUUCAUGUGCCUUCGGACGUGAUCGUGGAUGCAUCCAUGGCUGCGGCAGUGCGAGAUGCUGGACAAAUGUGGACUAAGGACGACACUCUGUGCGAUGCAAAGUUUGUCAUCCCGGAUCGUUGCUAUGCGGGCAUCUAUGAUGUUAUCAUCAAGGAUUGCCAGGCCAAUGGCAAGUUGGAUCCUUCCAAGAUAGGUGCUACUUCCAACGUGGGGCUCAUGGCCGCGAAGGCUGAGGAGUAUGGCUCCCACGACAAGACCUUCAUGGUCCCAGAGGAUGGCAAGAUGCAAGUGGUGCUUCGUGGAAAGGAAGAGGUGCUGAUGUCCCAUGAUGUGGCAAAGGGCGACGUUUUCCGCAUGUGCCAAACGAAAGACGGCCCGAUCCAAGACUGGGUGAAGCUGGCAGUUGCUCGAGCUCGUGCCACAAACGUGCCAGCCAUUUUCUGGCUCACUGCAGACCGUGCCCAUGACCGCAGCGUGAUCUCAAAGGUCGAGGAGUACUUGCAGAAGCACAACACGGAAGGUUUGGACAUUCGCAUCCUAGCUCCAGAGGAGGCCAUGAAAGUCACUCUUGAGCGCGCGCGGCAAGGGCUGGACACCAUCUCUGUGACUGGCAACGUUCUGCGUGACUACUUGACAGACCUCUUCCCGAUUCUGGAGCUGGGGACGAGCGCGAAAAUGCUUUCGGUGGUACCCUUGCUGGCUGGCGGCGGCAUGUUCGAGACGGGCGCAGGCGGAUCCGCCCCGAAGCACGUGCAGCAGUUUGUGAAGGAGGGCCACCUGCGCUGGGAUUCGCUGGGCGAAUUCCUGGCCAUGGCAGUGGCUCUCGAGGACGUUGCCCAGAAGACCAGCAAUCCAGACGCCAAGGUCAUGGCAGACACCCUCUCCACAGCCGUAGGUCAGCUGCUCAACACUGGCAAGUCGCCCAAAAGAAAGGUCAUGGAGCUGGACAACCGCGGGUCGCACUUCUACCUGGCCAUGUUCUGGGCGGAGGCUCUUGCGGCGCAGACCGAGUCUGGCAUGCUGCAGGAGCGGUUCAAGCCCGUCGCCAUGCAACUCCGUAGCUCCGAAGCAAAGAUCCUGGGAGAACUUAUUGCGGCGGAGGGGAAGCCGCAGGACUUGGGUGGGUACUACUUCCCAGAUCCCUUCUUGACGUCACAGGCACUUCGACCAAGCCCGACUUUUAACUCCAUCAUCGAUGCGGUCCUGGCGGCCUCUGGAUUCUGA